Molecule: messenger RNA, 1245 nt
Organism: Mercurialis annua (annual mercury)
Lineage: Eukaryota; Viridiplantae; Streptophyta; Magnoliopsida; Malpighiales; Euphorbiaceae
Product: ethylene-responsive transcription factor ERF110-like
Exons: 3
Coding region: 1-1110 (369 amino acids)
Biological process (GO): regulation of DNA-templated transcription; ethylene-activated signaling pathway
Molecular function (GO): DNA-binding transcription factor activity; DNA binding
Source: RefSeq, a predicted model, not a curated record
AUGGUCUGUUCUUCACGGAAAACAGACCCAUCUGAGUAUGUAGCAGUCGUGCGACUAAAGUUUGUGGCGAAUCGAAGCGAUAAAGGCGCUGAAAAGAGAGAAGUUGGUGAUGGAGAAUGGACUUAUAAUGAGCCAUUGAUGAAUAUUUUCGGUUUGAGUAGGGAAAAAGAGAUGUCUGCUAUGGUUACUGCUUUAACUCAUGUAGUUACCGGGGAUGUGCCUUCUGAUUUCGUGACAUUUUCGAAUAAUUGUUCGAGUUCUUCUUCGAGCGUUGGAGCUAAACGAGCUCGAGAAGAUGAUGAUCGUGAUUUUGAUGAAGAUUUUACUAACCUUUAUAAACAUCCAUUUCUUCAUGAUCUUUCAAAUGCUGCAGAGAGUUCAAAGAUGGUAACAACUAGCAUAAGCAUACCAACAACACAGCCAACGUAUACUCCAAUAUACGAGCAUAACGAGACCAACUACAGAGAAGAACCGAAAAGAAAAUACAGAGGAGUAAGGCAGAGACCGUGGGGGAAAUGGGCAGCUGAAAUAAGGGAUCCUGUCAAGGCAGCUCGAGUUUGGUUAGGCACUUUCGACACAGCUGAAGCAGCAGCAAGGGCUUAUGAUGAAGCUGCCCUUAGAUUUAGAGGCAGCAAAGCGAAACUCAAUUUCCCUGAAAAUGUCAGGCUCAGGCCGGUUACUUCUACUUCUACUUCCAAUCCUAUGACUUCACAACAGUUGGCCGUUUCUGAUUCUUCGGAUGCUCUUUUCUCUGUUCCGGAUACUACUCAGACGAUGACUCACUCUCAUCAAACUGUUCGUGGCCGUAUGCAGAAUCCUGAAAGAGAUUUUAUGAGCCAUAAUCCUGAUGAGUUGGUUUUAGGUGUUGGUGGUUAUAAUAUUCAAAGGCAGCCAUGGAGUUUAUACGACCAGAUGGUUCAUUCAUCUUCAGGAUCUUCUCAUUUUGCUGCUUCUACUUUUUCUUCAUUGGAUCCUUUGCUUUUUUCAUCUCCAACAUCCGGUGGCUUCAUGACUACUUCCACCGGUGAGAGCGGUGGCGGUGAUGGUGGUGGAGAUGUCUCGGGACCAGCAUGGUCGGAUUACGGCCAUCAUAAGUCUGCCUCCCAUUGAUGCACGCGAUUUUGCUUUCAUAUAUUCUUUUGCCUACAUUAGUACUGUCAAUUUUGAAGUAGGAUGUAAUUUUAUGGCAAUUUUCAUGUUAUUGCCAUUAAUUUUUUGCUGUAAUGGGGAUUCUUUUUAUUAUUU